AUGCUCAAACGCAACAUCGCGUCGGGAAUAAUUAGACACUUGGUUAAAUACACCGGCUACCGGGACAGACCGAUCGAGGAGCGCCAGCUUCGCUUCCAGAACGGAUGCCGCGAGGGCCACACGGAAAUCGCCUUCGCCGCCACGGGCACGAACCUCCAGCUCGUGUUCGGCGUCAGCUCCGGGAACUUUGCCGGCGAUCCGCGCGAAUGCGAUUUCGACAAGGAGCAUGGGAAGGUUCAUCUGAAGUCACACUUGAUAAUGAACGGCGUGUGCGUGACAUGGCGGGGCUGGAUCGACCUGGAGCGGCUCGACGGUGUCGGCUGCCUCGAGUACGACGAGGAGCGCGCGGCCGAGGAAGACGCGCUGCUCCGCGAUCAGAUCGAGCGCUACAACCGCCGAGUCCAGGAGAUCGAGGACAAGCACAGGGCGUAUCGAACCGGUGGCGUCCAGCCGCCCCACCUCAAUCACCACUAUCACGGUCACCACGGGCACUUGGGUGUUCCUGGAAGCGGCGGUGGCGUCGAUCCCCACCUUAACCACCGCCAGGAUCCAGAGAUGGAAGUCAGACUGCGCGCUUAUUAAAUUAGCCUGUCUUUCCAUUAU
This is a messenger RNA of Ceratosolen solmsi marchali, 603 nucleotides long. RefSeq names its product protein big brother. Gene Ontology annotation, cellular component: core-binding factor complex; nucleus. Gene Ontology annotation, molecular function: sequence-specific DNA binding; transcription coactivator activity. The record is from RefSeq and is a predicted model, not a curated record. Gene Ontology annotation, biological process: regulation of transcription by RNA polymerase II. The transcript has 3 exons. Lineage: Eukaryota; Metazoa; Arthropoda; Insecta; Hymenoptera; Agaonidae. Bases 1 to 582 code for a protein of 193 amino acids.